UUUUUUUUUAUCCUUUUAACUACUUUGAAUUUCGGACCUUGCUAAUCCCACUACGCACUUCUUUAAUUAACCUCACCAAACAGCAUAUUCUUUGUUUAUAUUUUCCCUGGUUUAUGGUUCUGACCUUGUAUAAAUCUAGGGUUUUGUUCAAUUGGUAUGGUAGGAAUCGGUAAAGAAAGCUCUCAUAGUUUCUGAAGUAGUACCCAUAAAACUAUAAACCAUUUUCUGUUUAAGCCAUGGACUUAAAUGUUUUCUUGAAGGAAACAGUUUGUCUAAGGCCGUCUGAACAGUCCCAAAGACAAACUAUUGAACUUUCUGGUCUGGACAGGAUAUCCCCUGCAAUUCUCUAUGCUGUCUUCUUUUAUAAAUGUAACUUGAACUCAGAGGCAGAAAAUAGUAUUGAGAGAGCCAAGAGAGCUCUCCAAAAGGUUCUGGUUUCAUGGUAUCCAGCUGCUGGGAGAUUUAGAAUCAGUGAUGCAACGGGGAAGCUGGAGAUUGACUGCAACGAUGAAGGUGUAACCAUGAUCACUGCAGUGUGUGAUUCCAAGCUUGAAGAGCUUGGCAAACUGCAUGAAUACAAACCAUGCUAUGAAAAGCUUGUUCCGCAGCUUUCUGAUGCUGAUGAUAUAUCAAAAAACCCACUUGUUCUUGUGCAGAUAACAAGGUUUGCUUGUGGAGGGCUUUCAGUUGGUGUUGGAGGUAGCCAUGCUUUAUUUGAUGGCAGUGGAGCAUUCACUUUUCUAGCAUCAUGGGCUCAUAUAUCAAGUGGGAAAGAUGAAUCUGACCUUAUUGUUCCCAACCAUUCAAGAGAUGCGAUUUUGCAUGCUAUCUAUUCUCUGCAUUCAACCCCUUCAGCUGCUUCAAUUUAUGAACAAGACCACAUAAUAGCUAUUGAAGAUCUCUAUGGGAUACCAAUGCAGACCAUGGCAUCCGAUGACAGAUGUUGGGAAACUGCACUAGCAAAAUUCAGCCAAGUUGAUCCUCAAGGGGGACCUGAACUUAUUACAUUGUGCAUCAAUAAGGAAACUGUUGAGACAUUGAAGGCAUUAGCAAUCGAGAGGGGCAAGCUCUUGAAGUGUUCUACGUUCGAUGUUUUAUGUGCACACCUAUGGAAGGCAAGAGUAAAGGCUCUUCUUCUAGAUCCCAACACAAAUAUAUGUUUGCAGUUCCCAGUUGAUUCCCGAAACAGGUUCCAACCUCCACUUGGCGAAAACUUUACUGCCAAUGCCUUUGUUCUCGCCUCAGUUUCGUGUUUAGUGAAAGAACUAUUAGAAGAACCUCUUCACAGCACAAUUCAUAAAAUUCAAGCAGCAAAAGACAUUAUUACUGAUGAGUACAUCAAACUAUACGCAAAAGCUCUCGAGUCCUCGAACAAGUUUUUACCUUCUAUGCGAGAGUUGACAAUUAUUACUGAUUGGUUGAAGUUCCCCUUCAAUGCACUAGAUUUUGGUUGGGGAAAACUUUCUAGUGCUGCUCUUUUAGCAACUCCUGUGCAGGAAACUGCAUUUCUGAUGAUGAAUCUUGAAGAAUCUGGAGGUUUCUUAGUUCGGAUUGGAAUUGGAGGUCAAUACGUGCAUGAUCUUAUCAGCAACUUCAAUAACUUCAACUACUGCUGAAGUGGCAGAGCCCCUUCAUGCAUGUAUGUUUCGUACUAUGUUAAGUUUUUGUAAGAAAUUAGUUUUUAGUCUGACUGGUGCUGUAGUAUAGAUCUCAGUGGUUUUUUUUGGAAGAAAGACCUCAGUGUCUUAUAUUAUAGCAUAAACUUUGUAAAAAAAAACCUAGUCAGAAGUAUGUGAAAUACUGUUUGUGGGUUUGUGAUCUUUUGAUUAAUAAAACUAUUCUGUACUAUUAUAAAUAAUGUACUUCUAAUCUUUCAUAUA
Molecule: messenger RNA, 1880 nt
Organism: Quercus robur (English oak)
Lineage: Eukaryota; Viridiplantae; Streptophyta; Magnoliopsida; Fagales; Fagaceae
Product: brassinosteroid-related acyltransferase 1-like
Exons: 3
Coding region: 237-1616 (459 amino acids)
Molecular function (GO): acyltransferase activity, transferring groups other than amino-acyl groups
Source: RefSeq, a predicted model, not a curated record